AUGGUGGCCAUGUCUCAAAAGGAAGGCGUCACUGAGAGGAGGAGUUCUCCGUCCCCGACUCUGGAAAAGGUCCCGUUUGAAGAUCCAGUUUAUGGCGAUGAUGACCAGGAUGGCGCCCAGUCCGUCAUGCAGCCCGCACUGAGUGUUGCUGCCACUCGACUCACACUACCCCAAACAUCCAAAGCCGAGAAGGCUGCUGCGUUGGAAAGGGAGAGGAAGUCAUCCGGACUCUUUCUGCCUGGUCUUGCCAGCAGUGACGAUUCGGCUAGCUCGCCAGAACUAACGCCCUUUCCCGACGAGAUCCCUACCAAUUUCGAGACUGAGUCGGAUAUCCCCAUUUCGCCAGCGCCGCCUCGCAGACGAGAAUCUCAAAAGCUCCAAAAAACAAGGCCGGCACCGAAGGACCUACCCUCGCCAUGGCAGUCAAGUCCAAGGAGCAUGAUAUUCGGUGGUGGGGACGGUGAAGCGCCCAAGAGCGCCCUCGAAUCUGUGUCCUUCGGUCAAUCCCGGCAUAAACGCUCAUCCUCGGCGGGUGCUGAUGCGCUGAAGAAGUUUUCGAAUGCGUUCUCUUCAUUCCCGGCCCCUUCAGCAAUUUUCAACUCCUUAUCCUUCUUCACUGCGGCUGCAGAGAAGGCGGAUCCGAGGUCGACUGAUCAGCGGAAAUCCCAACUGGUUCAGAAUGGGAGGCCGUACAACAACACGCCUGCCAUGUCCAGCGGUGCCAACGGGCUUCCUCGUGCGCAAACAAUGGCCCAUGAGGCAUCCGGUAACCGCCCUUCCGUAUCAUCGGGAAGACCUUCUACCACAAGGCCCCGCGUUUUGAGGAGAGUCACAUCUGACGACUCGCUGCUAUACCACUCUCUCUCCCGCACAUCGUCUAUCGGGGAUGAUGAUGGUAGGUUUGACCAUGUCAGAGAAAUGGCCAAUGUAAGAAUGAAGGCAAUUAAAGACAGUCUACCCGAAAGACCGACGUUUAAAAUGCCGAGCUUACCCAAACUCGGGUCGUCACUCAGACUGAACGAAGACGCAACGGGCAAGGCUAUCCCCGAGGCUCCGGCACCAAAAUCUGACAACGAUGGACUCUCAACUCUAGACAGAGUGCUGGAGACGUUGACCGGGGAUAUUGUGAUUCUCGGCGGUUACCGCGGUUCGAUUUUACGAUCAGCAGAGCCUCCGCACCACCAACUAUGGGCUCCAGUCAAAAUCGGCCUCAAUAUGAGGAAGGCGGAUUUGGAGGUCGGCCUCGAUCCCGAAGACGAAGAGUCUAUGGAAGAGCGCAUUAUUCCAUCAGGCAUGCUCCAAAAUAUUGGCCCCAUUGAUAUCUCCAGGAAGCUGUUCAAGAAAAUUGCCGCCUGCGAAAACGUUCGGAAAGGAAAAUUACGUCUGCAUGAUUACGGCUACGACUGGAGACUGAGUCCUCAUCUACUGUCACGCAAGAUGGUGGAGUUCUUGGAAAAGUUGCCGUGCAAUCAGGGGGAUUCGAAAGAGCCCAGAGGCGCUCUUGUUUUAGCCCACAGUCUCGGCGGUCUCAUCACCCGCCACGUCGUCAACCAGAGACCGGAUCUUUUCUCGGGUGUCGUCUACGUUGGUACACCUCAGCGGUGCAUCAACGUCCUAGGACCUCUGAGAGACGGCGAUGCAGUCCUCCUCAACGAGAAAAUAUUGACUGCACAGGUCAAUUUCUCAUUAAGGACGUCCUUCGUCUUUCUGCCCGACGACGGCUUCUGCUUCGUCAACAAGGACACGAAGGAGGAGUACAAAGUCGACUUCCACGACGUGAAUGAAUGGAUCAAAUAUCGCCUCUCGCCAUGCAUUGAGCCUCCUUUGCCCCCGCUGGUACCAAAGGAGAAGUCGACAACGUUGAGCUCUCUUCUCUCGGUUCGCAGUCGCAGCUCAAGCGAGAAGAAACAGAGUCACGUUUUGCCGCCAUCAAUAGCCGACGCAGCCCGGAGAGUAGAACAGGUUCGUGAAGGAAGCAUCAACCCACAAAUAGACGGCAACAAACCGUCACCAUUCACCAAGGGAGCACUCAACGCACCAACGCCCCCCAACCGCGCCAGAAACAUCGCCUACCUAGAGCGUACCUUGGCCGAGAUCAAGCGGUUCCGUCAAGAAACACAAUUCAACCCAGUUCUAUCAGAGGCCAACGCAUAUCCUCCUCUCGGAAUCAUCUACGGCAAGGAAGUCCCCACCGUUUACGCUGUCAAGGUCAGCAGCCGCGAGGCCAUCGCUCAUGCACAAGCCUACGACGACCUCAUCUUCCGUGCCGGCGACGGUGUGGUUCUCGCACGUGAGGCGCAGCUGCCAGAGGGGUACGAGCUGGUGCGUGGCGGGCGUGUUAGCACCGAGCGCGGACACUUGACCAUGCUCGGUGACAUGCCCGCCAUAGGCAAGGCGUUGGAGGCUGUGAUUCGGGGGCGAAGGAAAGGAAUCGGCAUGGGAAACGUCGCGAAAGAAGGUGUCGAGACGGACCAAAAGGGGGGUGUCACUAAAGCCUAG
Colletotrichum orchidophilum is the source of this 2499-nucleotide messenger RNA. RefSeq lists its product as uncharacterized. NCBI's taxonomy places the organism in Eukaryota, Fungi, Ascomycota, Sordariomycetes, Glomerellales, Glomerellaceae. The transcript has a single exon. The record is from RefSeq and is a predicted model, not a curated record. Gene Ontology annotation, molecular function: triacylglycerol lipase activity. The coding region runs from base 1 to 2499 and encodes 832 amino acids.